AGUAGCUUCUAAAAUGUAGGACCAAAUUUUAUAUUUUAUAUAUUUUUGGUAGCCACGUUGCAUAAAAAUCUCUUUCGUUAGUAGUAAGAUAUAUACAGCGUACCGGAUGCGGCAAAAAUAAAUAAAAAUAUAAAAAACGUGGCUAUAAGUAUAAUUCAUUCAACAACAUAUAUACUUCAAACAAUUAUCAAAAUUACUAUAUGGUGAUGAAAAUGGGUGGUCAGUACCUUGUGUUCCUGUUUCUCAGCUUAGCUGCUUUCCUCUUCAGUUUCUCCCAAGCAAGAUCAAUUACUACUUCAACAAAGCCACAAAUUCUCAUCGAAACCAAUCAGACGGCAGCUACAGCUCGACGUUGCCCAUACACAUUGACGAUUAAAACAAGCUGUACUUCACCUAAGUCCACCCGAGACAGAGUCAGUAUUGCUUUUGGAGACUCUUACGGAUUUGAAGUCUACGCUCCCAGGAUAGAUAAUCCAUCUUCGAAGAUAUUCGAGAGCUGUUCUACUGAUACUUUCCAGAUCCAUGGCCCCUGUAUUUAUGAGGUCUGUUAUCUUAACUUGAAGAGAGUUGGAUCCGACGGAUGGAAACCUGAGAGUGUUAAGGUGUACGGUCCAGAUCGUCCUGCUAUUGCCUUCAAGUAUGAUAAGUUUCUGCCUAAUGGAGUCUGGUUUGGAUUUAAUCACUGUCAUAAACGCUCUCCAUAGGAAUCGAAAUUAUGUAUGAUAUUUGCGUUUUGCAGAUUUAUUUAAUCAGUGUAUUUAAAAGUGUUGCUGGAGAAUAACUACUUGUUGGGAUGGUUGUAAUUUCCUAUUGUAUUGUAUGUGUGGGUACUUUACUAAAUUUUAUUGAAUUUUGUUAUUUAAUGAUAAAUAUCGUUUUAUGUAA
Messenger RNA from Capsicum annuum, 885 nucleotides. Its product is annotated as embryo-specific protein ATS3A. The coding region runs from base 201 to 704 and encodes 167 amino acids. Lineage: Eukaryota; Viridiplantae; Streptophyta; Magnoliopsida; Solanales; Solanaceae. The record is from RefSeq and is a predicted model, not a curated record. The transcript has a single exon. Gene Ontology annotation, molecular function: protein binding.